Messenger RNA from Brienomyrus brachyistius, 3597 nucleotides. It is a transcript of the gene rnf139, whose product is annotated as ring finger protein 139. The transcript is spliced from 2 exons. Gene Ontology annotation, molecular function: zinc ion binding; ubiquitin protein ligase activity. Gene Ontology annotation, biological process: ERAD pathway. The coding region runs from base 182 to 2206 and encodes 674 amino acids. The record is from RefSeq and is a predicted model, not a curated record. Lineage: Eukaryota; Metazoa; Chordata; Actinopteri; Osteoglossiformes; Mormyridae. Gene Ontology annotation, cellular component: endoplasmic reticulum; endomembrane system.
CAUACCGGCGCGACGUGCCGGGCGUAAUGACGCAAAAAGCGUGACGCACCGUGAUCGCCGUUGUCACUUCCGCGUUUCCCGCAUAGCAACAGCGGGACCGACAUGGCGGAGCUCCGCACGGACCCAGCCGAGUGACGGGCUUUACGGCUUCGGGCUUCGCCGCUGGACGGGGGCCGACGCCAUGGCUUCCCCCCAGGCUCGGCUCACGCAGCAGGCCAUGGCCGUGCUGGACGUCGUAUUCCGCGUCCCCUGUGUCUUUAUCAUCGACGCCAUUUGUAACUGCUACAGCGAUCCCGCGUCAGGAUGGGCCGCGACGGCCGGGAGGAUCUUCCUCCGGUGCCUGGGCAUCUUGGGCUCCAGCAUGGUGCUCGUCCUGUCCCAGAAGGCCCUCUUUCGCUUCUACACCUUGUUCUUUGCUGUGCUUUUGGGCACGGUGUCAGUCCUUAUUAACUACUACGCCACCUCUCACAUAGACUUUUACGGCGCGUAUUACAAGGCUGCCCUGGGCCACAGGCUGCUCCCCAGAAACGGACCCAGCCUGUGGCUCGGCCUGGCCAUAGUCCAGCUCAUGUUUGGCAUCGGCUACGCGGUCCUGCUCAACGUCCAGUCUGUGUCGGCCGCACUUGUCAUCCUCAGCGUCACGGUGCCCAUAUGGGGGCUCGUGGUGGAGCUGCCAGUGGAGGCACGGCAACUGGUGACCACCAUCUCUGGGCUCCUCCUGGCCCUUAACACAGCUAUCUACCUGGCCACCAAGCUGCGCUGGUUCUACUACUCCUGCCGCUACGUCUACCUGCUGGUCCGGCACAUGUACCGCAUCUACGGCGUGCAGCUCCUGCUGGAGGACACCUGGAAGAGGAUCCGCUUCCCGGACGUGCUCCGGGUCUUCUGGCUGACCCGCAUGACCGCCCAGGCCAUCAUCCUGGUCUACGUGGUCCGCGUGGUCAGCAGCGAGACUGGUGAUCCCAGCUACCUUAGCUGGGAUGUGUUCUGGGACCUGGUCAGUAACCUCAUCAUCAGCGGCUGCGACUCGACCCUCACGGUGCUGGGAAUGAGCGCCGUGAUCUCCUCCAUAGCACACUACCUGGGUCUCAGCAUCCUGGCCUUCAUCGGGUCCACCGAGGAGGAGGACAAGCGGCUCGGCUUCGUGGCUCCCGUCCUCUUCUUCAUCUUAGCCCUCCAGACCGGACUUAGCGGCCUGCAGCCUGAGGAGAGGCUGGUGCGGCUCAGCCGGAACAUGUGCCUGCUACUUACCGCCAUCCUGCACUUCAUCCAUGGCAUGACAGACCCGGUGCUCAUGUCCCUGAGCGCCUCCCACGUGCCGUCCAUGCGGCGCCACUUCCCCGUGUUACUGGUGUCGCUCUGCCUCUUCGUGCUGCCCGUCCUCCUCAGCGUGCUGCUCUGGUACCGUUACGCCCUCAGCACCUGGCUGUUCGCCGUCACUGCCUUCUGCGUGGAGCUUUGCCUCAAGGUCAUAGUCUCACUGACGGUCUACGUGCUCUUCAUGGUGGACGGCUACUCUGGCGUGCUCUGGGAGAAGUUGGACGACUACGUGUACUACGUGCGUUCUACUGGCAACGUCAUCGAGUUCGUCUUCGGGGUCAUCAUGUUCGGGAACGGGGCCUACACCAUGAUGUUUGAGUCCGGCAGCAAGAUCCGUGCUUGCAUGAUGUGCCUGCACGCUUACUUCAACAUCUACCUGCAGGCCAAGAACGGGUGGAAGACCUUCAUCAACCGGCGCACCGCCGUCAAGAAGAUGAACUCCCUCCCCGAGGUAAAGGGCAUCCAGCUUAACGCCAUCAAGGAUGUCUGCGCCAUCUGCUACCAGGAGUUUGUGUCGUCUGCUCGAGUCACCCCAUGCCGGCACUAUUUCCACGCGCUCUGCCUGCGAAAGUGGCUCUACAUCCAGGAUACCUGCCCCAUGUGCCACCAGAAAGUCUACGUGGAGGAGGAGCCACGAGACACCGCCGCCUUCUCCAACAACAACGGCUACGCCGCCCCCGACGACGGCGCAGGCAGGCUAGCGGAACCCAGAGAGGUGGAGGGCAUCGCUGCGGAGGCGGCGGCCGCCGGCCCUGAGAGUGACAGCGAGCUGCUGGAGGAUAACGACAGCAUCGAGUACGACGAGGAAGAGUGGGGAGAGAAGAACGGCGGCAUGCCCAUGGAGGAGGACUAUAUUAAUGACGACACGGAUUCCAGUGACGAAUGACCAGGACGUUGUAAUUUAAACGACAUCAGGGAUAUGUGUGUAUGUGUGUGUGUGUGUUUUUUUUCCCAUGUGAUUGAUUCUUUUCUCUGAAAUGUGUUUGCUUGCUUUCCAAGGGCUCAUGGAGGUUACAGGGAUGAUGGCUGAUGUUUUGCUGUACACUGGGGAGUCCAAAACGUCCAGAACCUGAAAUAUUCCUGAGCUUCGGGGAUGAUGAUGUUUUCUCCCUCUUGCUCCCUCUAAGGGAUUUUUUUUUUGGGGGGGGAGGGGGGGUAAAUCUAUAAUGAGCAGCAUGUCGGUCCUCAUUAUUCGUUCCCAAGCGCAGGUGAAGGCUGAAAUAUUUUUGUGACGGGACCACAUUCUGAAACUGGACAGGGAGCCGUCCUUAAACUGACAGCGUUGUGCAGUCAGUUGAUGGGGGUCUGGGUUAAACACGACGUGACAUCCUACUGUAACCUUUCAUAUACCUCUCGUGAUUACUAAUGGUCUCUUGUGCGACCUUGCUAAAGUUGUGUACAUUAUUGUACAUGUAGUAACAUAGAAUAAUCUUAAAAGAAAACUAAACAAAGGAGUUUAUAUUGAAAUUAGUAUUUUGGAAGGAGUCAGUUUAUCAGCAGGACGCCUGACGUCUGAUGGGGUAACUCAACGCCUUGGAUGUUCAGGUAUAUUCAUCUGUACCUGAGAACUAUCACUGAGAACGGCCAGUGGCCCUCUAGGGGAAUAUUGUGCUUGGCUGUGGAAUGCAACUUGAUGUAUGAAGUAUUUUCUCCAAAUGCUGAAAUCAUCCAAACUAGGAGAGGAAACAUGAUUCUCCUGAUAUGACUACAUGCUAUUAGAGGACUGUUUUAUUUUUCUAAAAAAAAAAAAACAAAUAAAAAAAUAAAAUCUCCUGUUUCUCAGACUACCACAGCUUCAGUAAUAAUUAGGUAACCCUUAUCGGGGGAAAGGCUUUUGUUUAUAUUUCAUUCUGAAAUGAAGGAUUGUGAUUACUGGAGGUUUUAAUUAAUGGUGAGCUCAUCUUUUUGGUCACUUAAAUGGAUUAUGUAAAUGAAAUCGCACAUCAUGGUGAUUCUUUUUGCUUCAUAAUGGAUUAAACAGAUGGGUUUCAUCCGUGUGUUUAGCCGGAUGGGUGGAUCGGCAGAAUGGCGCUCUCCGCAGCUCGUCGCUCUUCCUGAGCGAAGCUAUUCCCGUUCUCCGGUUCGUUCUCCAAUCAUGGUGUCGGUCGUCAUGUAACGUGAAGUUACAUCAUUUUAUAAAAUUGGGGUUCAGAAGCGCAGUUGUAAAUGUCUCUGUAAAUGCUCUGUAUCAGUAAUUUAUUUGAUUAUAUGACCAAAACAAAUGACAUUUUUUUGUAGAACGAUACUUGUAACAAAUAAAGUUUUUGGUCAUUUAAA